Molecule: messenger RNA, 4485 nt
Organism: Numida meleagris (helmeted guineafowl)
Lineage: Eukaryota; Metazoa; Chordata; Aves; Galliformes; Numididae
Gene: TNFRSF1B
Product: TNF receptor superfamily member 1B
Exons: 10
Coding region: 1451-2749 (432 amino acids)
Biological process (GO): positive regulation of oligodendrocyte differentiation; intrinsic apoptotic signaling pathway in response to DNA damage; negative regulation of neuroinflammatory response
Cellular component (GO): membrane
Molecular function (GO): tumor necrosis factor binding; tumor necrosis factor receptor activity
Source: RefSeq, a predicted model, not a curated record
CCAUGGAUGGGGCCCUGGGCAGCCUGAGCUGGUGGUGGGAACUGAAACGGUGUGAUCUUUAAGGUCCGUUCUAACCUAAGCCAUUCUAUGAUUUUCUUAGUUAACUCAUUCUAUGAUUUUUCUAAGUUUCUGUGUAAAACUGGCCCCAGCACUGACUCCUAUGACCCCACUGCUGCCUGCUGUCUAUCCUGAAAAAUGACCAUUGUGCUGUGCUCUUUCCUUCCUGCUUUUUAGACAGCUCUAACUUUCCUAUCCCGUAACCAUUUGGGAAGUCCUUAAAAUGGCCUUUCCAAAGCUGACUCUAGGAUGACUUAGUUUUAUUAAUGACCCCAGGUAUGGAGCCUCAUCAAAGACUUUUUGCAAAUCUUCGUGUAUUGUGUCCACUGGAUGUCCUUCAUCCAUUAAACCUCAGCAUAUAGGGGAAUGCAUGUUAUACACAUGUUGUGACUGAAGAUAUAAAUCACGAGAAAUGUAUACUUUCGUGGGCUCACAGCCCCAGAAAUGAAGUGGGAGAAUCUCAGCAUUACGGGACCUCGUCACUGAUGUCCAGCAAUGGAUGAUUUAGCUGCAUGUCGUACAUUUGAAAACUGGUCCUAAUUCCAAGUGUUCUUAGUUCCAGUAUUUACUUGAAUUCUGCUCUUCUCUGCCAGUCCAGAAUGUAAUAUAAUUCCUAGAAACACCUGUUGUCACUGGAUCUGGUUCAUCUGCUGCGUCCUGCGGGAGAGGCAGUGGGUGAGGUGUAUGCACUUCUGUGUUUGCCCUUGGUUUGCUUUGUUCAAGAACGCUCAGAUGGCAAUUUCCUCUGGCUGUCGGUACUGCCAUGUCAACGGGAGCUAUGGGAGGGGGGGGAGGAAAUGGGAUUGAUGUGUUGUGGGGGCAGAGGCUGUACAGGCAGAAAGAGCAAUGCGAGGAGGAACUAAAAGCUUCCUGUCAAAGGCUGCAGGCCAUUCCCUCACUUCCAGCAAGUGCUCAUUGCUGCCCGGCACGGACCGUUCCCUCUAGCAGAACACAGGAAUUUCAGUUUCACGUCGGAGGACACCGAUUUGUUCAUGCGCAGCCUCAGAUUGACCGCGUUCACCUGGCUGUGCCUGCCGAGGGAUGCUCUGCCAUGAGACUGUACCUCGGGUCCGGGCCAUCAGCACCGCAACCUCAACUAGCUUCGAUCUCGGUGUUAUUUGAAUUAAACGUGCCACGCAUUUUAUCCUACAGCCGCACUCCUUGUGUCUGCGAUGUGAACGUCCCAUCGCUUCUCCACCAGCUCCGCCGCAGCUCCCACGGAGCAACCCCCCCUGGAAGGCACGCAGCUUUAACCCCAUAGAUCGCUGCGUCAGCUCCAACCCCGCGGCCGCUCGGGGGCGGGUGCCCCUCGGCUCAGCCCCUCCGGCACCGGAGCGGCUCCGGGCGGUGUCACAGAGCCCCAGCUCCGACUCCGCCCUCACACUGCGCUGCGAUGGGGCCAAGCUGGGUGCUGCUGGCCGCGCUGCUCCGCGCCGCGGGCGGACGGAAUUAUUCACUGCCUUACACACCACAGUCUGCGCAAUGCAAAGACCCCAGCACUGAAUUCUAUGAAGAAAGACUUAACAAAUGUUGUAGCAAGUGCCCUCCAGGGCAGCAUAAGGCAGAGAGCUGCAGUCACAGCGUGGACACAAAAUGCAUCCCUUGUUUACCUGACACCUACACAGCCGUCUGGAAUCGGUCUCCUCAGUGCUUCGCUUGCUCACCGCUCUGCAGAAAAGGAUUUGUAGAGUAUCAAAAGUGCACGCUAUCACAGGACAGAAUCUGCAGCUGCCCGCCCAACGAGUACUGCAUUUCAAAAAUAUACCAAAACUGCCAUAUAUGUGAAGUGCAUAAAAAAUGUGGGAAAGGUUACCGAGUUUCCAGAAAAGGAACAGAUAGCACAGACACAGAAUGUAAGCCCUGCCCCCCCGGCACUUUUUCAGAUGAGGAAUCUUAUGAUACCAGUUGCAUACCACAUACAGUUUGUAAAUCAGUGGCUAUUCCAGGAAACAACGUGAAUGACACUGUUUGCCAUGACUCAGUGGCCACAGUGCUACCUCACACUGUGGUAAACCUCCUGAGCCAAAGCUCAACUUCCAACCAACAUGAAUUAAAAACUCAGCCUGUCAUUCUAAACUCUGCACCUGACAUGUCUUACAUCAUUGGAUCAGUUACAGGGCCGUUGUUAUUGGUGCUGAUAAUCGCUGUUUUAGGGUAUUGCUUGUUCUCCAAAAAAAAAGCCCUUGCGUACUCGCAACCAACUGGAGCAGCGGAUUCGCCUUUUUCCCCUACUGAGAAGCAGUGUGACAAAAAAGUAAGAAAUACAGGAUCACAAAACUCCAGCAGUUCCGAACAGGAGGAGCAGCAUCUCUUGGAAACUCCUGGCUCAAGCAGCAGCUCCCUGGAUAAUCCAGCUGGGUCUGCAAGAGUCAGUGUAAUAAAUACCAAGGACAAUGAUAAGAAAGAAAGUUUUCAACAGCAUUAUUUAGCUGUGGAAGGGUGUAAGCUUCACUGUGGAGACAGGCACAGCUCUGCAAGUUCAGAACUCUCAGGUAAUGGAGGAACGCAGGUGAAUGUGACUUGUAUUGUUAAAGUCUGUAAUCCAGAUUGUGGCUCCCAGUUUCCAGAACAGAGUAGUCCAACUAGCAUGGAUUAUGGAAGUGCUCAAUGUUCUCCGACAGGGGUAGAAGUUCCCCUUUCAAAAGAAGAAAACCCCUUGAAAAAAGAAACUGAAAUUCAGAUAUUGGUAUAAGCCAAGGACAGUUUACUUCAGGAUUUACUCCCAGACACAAAGAAGCGUCUUCUGGGUAUUAAACAUAUGGGGGUGAAAACUGUUUAAAGGAGAUGACAGAUUUUAUUCUGAUUGACUGAUAAUCAGAUCACCCCUUAUGUUCGAAACCAAACGUUAAAUGUAGCAUUUCUACAGAGAUUUGAAAUCUCAGAUGAAUAUAGACAUUUAUUUUUUGGGGUUUUUAAUGUCUUCUUUGUCAGCUCUGAGAGUCAAAAGAUGAUGGUUGCAAUUUUGAAGAAGUUACUACUUUUUAAUGCUUUUCCUUAUAAACUGAAUGACCAACUCCUCCCUUCCUUCCGUGAUAUCCUGAAGAAACCUUUAGUAGCUUUAAAACGAAAUAUCUUUCUAACUUUAUGUCAUUGACUUCUCUCUGAAACUUCUUGUGAUGGUUAUCUGGGUUCAGGUCAAGAACACAACUGUGACCGCCACUUCUGAAACAGCCUCCCAGAUGUUCCUCUUAUCACUGCACUUUGCUUUCCCUCGUUAUUGGACCAAACUUUUCAAAUAACCCUUAAGUAAGUGUCUCAAGGAAUGUCAACUUUUACAGGAGGUUUUUUUUUUUUUUUUGCUAGAUUAUGAAGAUUGUGUCUAAACAAUAGCAUUAUUUCAUUUAGCUAUACAUAGCUCAUUUUAGUUUAGAAAAGAACAUGCAGUUUUUCUUUGAGUAGGAAAUAAUUCCUUCUAUUGACAGCUCUACAGUCUCUCAUCUUUGUGUCCUGACUGAUUUCAUAUGGUUUUCUCAUUGAUUCUGACCUCGUUUUUGAGGUUACAAAAGUAAACCAUCAACCCCAAAUACUUUUCCCUGCAUUCCAGUGGAUAGUAGAGAAGAUCCAGAUGGAUAUGUGUGCUAGGCAGCUAACCCCCACCAAUCUCAGGAAAAGAACUCUCUUGAAGGUUGCAUAGAGUAAUCUGUAAAAACUGGAAGUGACUCAGACCUCAGAACCAGAAAAUCCUGUUCCAUCCUUCUCUUGUUGCUCAGUGCUGAAGAUCCGUCCACCCACUUAGAGAAAAUCAGUAGAACAGCAUCUACUCUACGAAUGCAGACAAGAAUCAGAUUUUUAAAACUCAUACUUUAAAUUUGCAUGUAACCAAAGAGGUUUCUUAAUAUUUCUAGAACUGAGAACUGGCAAAUAGGUCUUUCAUCCUACUAUGAAGAAAUAUUUUACAACUUCGUAUUAAACUUGAAGGUCAUUUUCAGAAAACACUUUGCAAAUGGAAACACAAACUAUUAAAAAAAAUCGAAGAAUCUGUGCAAAAACAAACAAAAAACCCAACCAACCAAACAAACCAGCAAACAAAACCUGGUUUUAUACAAAGCUUUGACCCUUUUCUGUUGUACAGAGGAUUUUAAUUUCUUACUCAACAGCUCCCAGGGCUGGGACCACAUUGAAGGAGCAGUGGCAGAUUUUUGAAGAAGUUUUCAAUUAUGUUAUGGCAGUUAGUUUUCUGGGUUUUCAGAUUAUGGAGCAGUGUGACAGAAGGAAAAUUCGAUUUUUAUGUUGAAGUAUGAGAAAUGUGCUUGUAUUUGUUAAGAAAAAGAUAAACAGUGUAUUUUUAUACUUUUAUAUCUUUGUUUUCUACUUCCCUACUACACGAAAAUUCUGCUUUUUAGAAUGGGUUGUUUCAUUCUAUAGGCUAAACCAGUGCUUUCAAAAUACUUUUAUUUCAUAGUACUUAAUUAAAAGAGGAUUGAUCCA